CUCACCACUCAGACAUGGCCAUUGCUCUGGACUGGCUGCUCCUGGUUACCUUGGCCAGUGGAUCCCUGGCCCUGUGGUCUCCUCAGUUGGUGCCUCCAACUGGUGGUCUGUUGCCGCCGUCCCCGCCAGCUACCUUAGCUCCACCGCCCACUCUAUCCCAGGAUCUGGAAGAAAUCCAGCGUCUGAUCCAGUCGAAGCCAUUGAACCAGCUAUUGGUGCGCUACCUAAUCAACGAUGCCCAGUUCCAGGCCUUCGUGCGGAUCAUCAACAGCAAUGCCGCAGUCACUGCCCGCUGGCGUCUGCUUUCCCAGCCGGAGCUCAUUCUCUUUCUGCAAUGGACAGACCAGCAGCUCCUGGCCUCGGGCGGUUCCUUUGAGUUGGAGGAGCAGAGGCUCAAAGUGAGUCUAUUGAACCAGUUUCCCUACUGGUCCGGCACCGUUUUCGGCUGGCAAGGAUUCCUAAACGAAGUUCAGCUCUACUUUCCACUGUAUGCUAUCCGAGCGCACAUCGAUGCCAAGGUGCUGCAGCAGGGAAUUUUCGCCCAGUUCUGGUCGAGAUUACAGGGAUUGCGAGUCAUGUAUGAACGCUGGCUGACUACAGUGGAAACUACACAGGUUCUGGCUGAACUUCAGAAGGCGGGCAUUGAUACCGUCCAAUUGGAUAGCAUCAUCCGAGAGCUCCUCGGCUGGAAUGCUGUGAAUGGUACGGUAGAAGCCUCUACUGCUGCCCCUGGAACUCCCGCUGCACCCACCGCAAUUCCGGGUGCAGUUUUGCCCCCAGUUAACACUGUUUCUGUGGUUGUCUAGACUGCCAUAACACAGUGAUGGGGAGUCAGCCGUUCCUAGGAAGGAUUCAAUAUAUAACAUACCAAUUGAGUAGAAUAAAUCGCACUCGUAUGGUAAGAGUUGCACAAUAUUUGUAAAAAUAAAUUGGGGAUCAACUGUUA
Drosophila mauritiana is the source of this 946-nucleotide messenger RNA. RefSeq lists its product as uncharacterized. Lineage: Eukaryota; Metazoa; Arthropoda; Insecta; Diptera; Drosophilidae. The record is from RefSeq and is a predicted model, not a curated record. The transcript has a single exon. Bases 15 to 806 code for a protein of 263 amino acids.